Messenger RNA from Pectinophora gossypiella (pink bollworm), 1638 nucleotides. RefSeq names its product facilitated trehalose transporter Tret1-like. The transcript is spliced from 7 exons. Gene Ontology annotation, biological process: transmembrane transport. The coding region runs from base 219 to 1616 and encodes 465 amino acids. Gene Ontology annotation, molecular function: transmembrane transporter activity. Lineage: Eukaryota; Metazoa; Arthropoda; Insecta; Lepidoptera; Gelechiidae. The record is from RefSeq and is a predicted model, not a curated record. Gene Ontology annotation, cellular component: membrane.
CAUACACAAUAGACACCACAAAGUAACUGUAAGAAUGGGGAAAAACGCAACACGUGCAAUUGCAGCGCGAGAGUUCUUCCGCGGAUAAGCAAGGACUUAUACAAAAUACAUCAAUAGUAGUUAUGCGUGGUUAAGAUUGAUCAAGAAGUGAGUUCUUGGAUAGUUUUGUCGUUGAGUGCAGUGUUAAUAAAGUUGAAAACAGCAACUAAAACAGCAAUAUGAAUGCAACUAAAGGCAACUUAUCCCAGCCUAAAAAAGGGCAUACGUACCGACAAUGGUUUGUGGCUAUUUUAGCCAAUACCACCCUCAUGACCUACGGCCUCCAGGCGGGCUGGGUGUCUCCCAUGACGAAGGUCCUGCAAUCGGAAGACUCUCCGACUGGUCACGCUCUGGAAGACUCCGAAAUCUCUUGGAUUGCCAGCAUAGUCUGUCUCGCCGCUGUAGCUGGAGUGCCCUUAUAUUCGUACAUGACUGAUAAGUUUGGCAGAAAGAUUAGUGUGAUUGCUAUUGCCGUGUUCCAAGCAAUAUGCUGGCUAAUAAAGUUCUCGUCUGCGAACACUGCUACCCUGAUCGCGGCGCGUGUCUGCAGCGGCCUCGCAGCCGGAGGCUGCUUCAUCGUCAUCCCCAUCUACGUCAAUGAGAUUAGCCAAGACGACAUCAGGGGCCUCACAGGCUCUCUACUCAUGAUGUGUCAAAAUAUUGGCAUUCUCACCAUGUAUGCACUUGGAGCGUACGUGGAGUAUUUCAAGGUGCUGUGGAUCGUGUCCUGGCUACCCAUUAUGACAAUCGUGCUGAUGUUAAAGGCUCCUGAAUCUCCUGCGUUCCUGAUAAAAGUUGGAAGGACUGAGGAAGCAACCCUUGUUUUAUCCUGGUUACGCGGGGUCAGCGAGGACGACAAAACUAUCCAGAACGAAGUUAUAGUCAUGAACAAUGAUAAACUUUACUUUCAAGAUCUCCCUAGUAUUUCGUUUUUAAGCAUGUUUAAAAACCAAGCAUGGCGUCGCGAGAUCCUCUUGAUGGGCGCAAUCAUGACCGUAUGUUCCACUAACGGCUGCUUCACCAUCUUGACGUACGCGAACGCCUUGCUGGCGUCUUCAGGGGUAACCUUCAGCCCUGAGAUGCAGACCCUGAGCUUCCCAGCGGUCAUGAUCGUAGCGGCUCUUCUGUCUAUGAGCUGCGUGGAGAGGCUUGGGAGAAAGCCUCUCCUAGCCCUAAGUCUGGCAUCCAUGAUGUGUUCCAUGGUCGGCAUGGGUGCCAUAAUUUUGGUGCAGCACCAGGGCAGUACGGUGCUCUGGUGGUUGCCUGUUGUAAUGAUGAUGUUAAGUGUAGCUUCGUACGCAGCAGGGGCUGGACCCGUGCCUUAUAUUAUGAUGUCCGAGAUGUUUAAUUUCCAGAUAAGAGCCCAAGUACUGGGUUUCAUCGUUGCUUACUCGUGGUUCGUGAAUUUCCUCCAGUUGCUAGCAUAUGCACCUAUAUCCAAUGCUGUGGGGAUGCACACCACAUUCUUCUUCUUCGGCGCAAUCAACUGCCUCGGCUUCUGUAUUGCCCUGGUACUUCUGCCGGAGACGAAGGGGAAAAGUGUUGAAGAAAUCGAAGCCAAAUUCAGAAAUAAAUGAAUAGAGUUUAUUUGGCAUGCUA